Messenger RNA from Phacochoerus africanus (Common warthog), 645 nucleotides. RefSeq names its product hemoglobin subunit epsilon 1 (gene HBE1). Gene Ontology annotation, cellular component: hemoglobin complex; blood microparticle; haptoglobin-hemoglobin complex. The transcript has 3 exons. Bases 81 to 524 code for a protein of 147 amino acids. The record is from RefSeq and is a predicted model, not a curated record. Lineage: Eukaryota; Metazoa; Chordata; Mammalia; Artiodactyla; Suidae. Gene Ontology annotation, biological process: hydrogen peroxide catabolic process; oxygen transport. Gene Ontology annotation, molecular function: peroxidase activity; heme binding; hemoglobin alpha binding.
AAAGGGCACACCUUCCAGCAGCAGCACAGACUUGCUUCUGACGCUUCAGUGAGCACCUGCAAGCUCCAAGACCCGACACCAUGGUGCAUUUUACUGCUGAGGAGAAGGCUGUGAUCACUGGCCUGUGGGGCAAAGUGAAUGUGGAAGAGACUGGAGGCGAGGCUGUGGGCAGGCUCCUGGUGGUCUACCCUUGGACCCAGAGGUUCUUUGACAGCUUUGGCAACAUGUCCUCGCCCUCCGCCAUCAUGGGAAACCCCAAGGUCAAGGCCCACGGCAAGAAGGUGCUGACCUCCUUCGGAGACGCGGUCAAGAACAUGGACAACCUCAAGGGCACGUUUGCGAAGCUGAGUGAGCUGCACUGUGACAAGCUGCAUGUGGAUCCUGAGAACUUCAGGCUCCUGGGCAACAUGAUAGUGAUUAUUCUGGCUUCUCACUUUGGCAGAGAGUUCACCCCUGAAGUGCAGGCUGCAUGGCAGAAGCUGGUGGCUGGUGUUGCCACUGCUCUGGCCCACAAGUACCACUGAAUCUUCAGUGCCCCAGAGCCAUUUGUGUCCCCAACUCCUUCCUUCCGCACAUAGGGACUGGGGUUUGGCCUUGAGAACACAGCUUCUGUUUAAUAAAGUUCAUUCUGUUCAGUGAUCAAAA